Molecule: messenger RNA, 1167 nt
Organism: Maylandia zebra (zebra mbuna)
Lineage: Eukaryota; Metazoa; Chordata; Actinopteri; Cichliformes; Cichlidae
Source: RefSeq, a predicted model, not a curated record
AUGUCGCUCUCCGCAGUGCUGCUGCUGCUGCUGCAUCUGACGGUCUGCAACUCGCAGAAUGUUGAUUUCUUCCAUAACAGUUUAAAUGGCUUUGUUGGUGCAAUCAACUUCUAUACAAAAGAGACAUUUGUAAAUAAUUCUUCUUCGCUGACCAUUCGCCUAAUGGGGAACAAUCUCAACUGCAUUCCCGAUUUCUCAUUUGAUUGCCAAAAUAGCAACUGUGGGUAUGUGAGCACUUUGGUACGCACGGUCGACCAAGAAGGCAGCGGAGAGUGGUGUCAGAAUGAACUUAGGUCUGUUCAGCCAUCUCCCAUUAAUGUGGUUGGUUCAUUUGGGGUCCCUGGUGUUAAUUGGGUGAGUGGCAUCAAAAACAACAUUGGAUCAUGGACAACUGCAGUAACAUACGACCUGAGGAACCGCUCUGACAUCAACAAAGAAAGCUCCUCACCCCAGUCUACCGUGAUCCCAUUUGUGAGAGUUCCUUCAAACUGUCGGAGAGAUUUCAGCCUGUUGAUGUUUGACCCUGAUGGGGAUCAGGUUAAAUGCAGAUAUGGAAACUCCUCACUCUCGGAGUGUAACGGCUGUGAGCCACCAUCUGUCCUCAGCCUCUCAUCAUCCACUUGUACUCUGUCGUUCGCCCCCACUGCUGACAGUAAUGUGGGCAACUAUGGAGUACAGCUGCUGAUGGAGGACUUUCCCAUGAAGAACAUCACCAUGACUGGAGUCAAUGGCACAAAAACAACACAAACACCUAACGAUGCUCUCAGCAAAAUACCGAUCCAGUUUGUUCUGAUAGUGGAUCCUCCUGUCUUAUCCUGCACAGAGGGAGACUUUUUGCCCAAAUUCUUGCCUCCAACCCCAAACAACAGAGCUCGGCUCUACACGCCUGUUAAUAAGACUCUGGAAAUCAACAUCAGUGCAGAGGCACAAAACUCCACGAUCUCUGAGCUACUGUUCAGCGGACCAUAUGAUGCAAUUCAGAAUAAAACUGGACCAGGAAAUUUCACCCUGAGAUGGACGCCGUCUAAAUCACAAGACAAUGACACCCUCCCCUUCUGCUUUGUUGUCCAGGCACUUUCCAAUGAAACCAAGUAUCACUCAGACCUUCGAUGUGUCAGCGUGACUGUUGGAAAUGGUGUCCCAGCCAGUGCUUCAGCUUGUAAGUAA